Molecule: messenger RNA, 258 nt
Organism: Ogataea philodendri
Lineage: Eukaryota; Fungi; Ascomycota; Pichiomycetes; Pichiales; Pichiaceae
Exons: 2
Coding region: 1-258 (85 amino acids)
Source: RefSeq, a predicted model, not a curated record
AUGGCAAAGGGGAAAAGGGCAAUUGAGGAAUCCAAUGGCGCGGAAUUCCAGCACGAGGGAAUCUCGCUGACGGAGGAACAAUGGGCAAUUUUGCGCGGUCUUGUUGACGACAUUGACCAGUCCAUAGCUCGACUAGAACCAGAGACCAAGAAGUUUAAGAGCGAGGAAAAGGUGGUCGAUAGCGAAGACGAGGACCAAGAUUCCCCCGCCGCGGUUAAGUCAGAACAACAAACGUCAGACGAAACGUCACAAGAAUAA